Molecule: messenger RNA, 2845 nt
Organism: Carassius carassius (crucian carp)
Lineage: Eukaryota; Metazoa; Chordata; Actinopteri; Cypriniformes; Cyprinidae
Product: stress-70 protein, mitochondrial-like
Exons: 17
Coding region: 176-2263 (695 amino acids)
Biological process (GO): cellular response to unfolded protein; protein refolding
Cellular component (GO): cytoplasm; mitochondrion
Molecular function (GO): ATP-dependent protein folding chaperone; ATP binding; misfolded protein binding
Source: RefSeq, a predicted model, not a curated record
GAACAACAUGUGGUGUUGGAUAAUUCUAGAAGAGUGUCAGAAAGACUUCAGUUCUAGCGCUACUGACAGCACAGGGUCUGAGUUUGGCCACUAGAGCUCAUUUAAUUACCUCUAAGUGUCUAAACAAGAGCUGUCACUCAGCGUUCAUCUGAAUUUAGUGAUACAUAAGUCAGAGAUGUUGUCAGCGGUGAGGAGUGUGUCGCGCGCUCAGAGGUCCUGCAGCGGUGUGUCUGAUCUCAUCCAGAAGGUGUGUUGGAGUGGGCCGAGUCUCCAGACGGCGUGCAGACGGUGUUAUGCGUCCGAGACUAUCCGAGGAGCGGUCAUCGGCAUUGACCUGGGGACCACCAACUCCUGCGUGGCUGUGAUGGAGGGCAAACAAGCCAAGGUGCUGGAGAACGCAGAGGGAGCGAGGACCACGCCGUCAGUCGUGGCCUUCACAGCGGACGGAGAGAGACUCGUGGGAAUGCCAGCCAAACGCCAGGCCGUCACCAACCCCAACAACACACUCUACGCCACCAAACGCCUGAUCGGACGCCGCUACGACGACCCCGAAGUCCAGAAAGAUCUGAAGAACGUGCCGUAUAAGAUCGUGCGAGCGUCUAACGGAGACGCCUGGCUGGAGGCGCAGGGUAAACUGUACUCGCCCAGUCAGGCCGGAGCCUUUGUCCUCAUGAAGAUGAAGGAGACCGCAGAGAGCUACCUGGGUCACGCGGUGAAGAACGCUGUUAUCACUGUGCCUGCGUACUUCAACGACUCUCAGAGACAGGCCACCAAAGACGCCGGACAGAUCGCAGGUCUGAAUGUGCUGCGUGUCAUUAACGAGCCCACGGCUGCUGCUUUAGCCUACGGGCUGGACAAGACCCAGGACAAGAUAAUUGCGGUGUAUGAUCUCGGCGGGGGCACGUUUGAUAUCUCUGUCCUGGAGAUCCAGAAGGGUGUGUUCGAGGUGAAGUCCACUAAUGGAGACACGUUCUUGGGCGGAGAAGACUUCGACCAGCAUCUCCUCACACAUAUAGUGAAGGAGUUCAAGAGAGAGUCCGGCGUGGAUCUGACUAAAGACAGCAUGGCUCUGCAGCGGGUGCGAGAGGCAGCAGAGAAGGCCAAGUGUGAGCUGUCUUCCUCUCUGCAGACGGACAUCAACCUGCCGUACCUGACGAUGGACGCCUCUGGCCCCAAACACCUGAACAUGAAGCUGAGCCGCUCUCAGUUCGAGGGCAUCGUGGGGGAUUUGAUCCGCAGGACCGUGGCUCCCUGUCAGAAGGCCAUGCAGGACGCAGAGGUCUCCAAGAGUGACAUCGGAGAAGUGCUGCUGGUGGGAGGAAUGAGCCGCAUGCCCAAGGUGCAGCAGACGGUGCAGGAUCUGUUCGGUCGUGCUCCCAGUAAGUCUGUGAACCCUGACGAAGCCGUGGCCAUCGGAGCGGCCAUCCAGGGAGGCGUUCUGGCCGGAGACGUGACCGACGUGCUGCUGCUGGACGUCACUCCUCUGUCUCUGGGCAUCGAGACCCUGGGAGGAGUCUUCACCAAACUCAUCAGCAGAAACACCACCAUCCCCACCAAGAAGAGCCAGGUGUUCUCCACCGCUGCUGAUGGACAGACUCAAGUGGAGAUCAAGGUGUGUCAGGGGGAGCGAGAGAUGGCCACGGACAACAAGCUCCUGGGACAGUUCACCCUGGUGGGCAUCCCUCCGGCUCCUCGAGGUGUUCCUCAGAUUGAAGUCACCUUUGAUAUCGAUGCUAACGGGAUCGUGCACGUCUCAGCUAAAGACAAGGGCACUGGCAGAGAACAGCAGAUUGUCAUCCAGUCCUCCGGUGGCCUCAGCAAAGACGACAUCGAGAACAUGAUCAAGAACGCGGAGAAGUAUGCCGAGGAGGACCGCAGGAGGAAGGAUCGUGUGGAGGCGGUCAACAUGGCCGAGGGCAUCGUUCACGACACCGAGUCGAAGAUGGAGGAGUUUAAGGAGCAGCUGCCGGCGGAUGAGUGUGAUAAACUGAAGGAGGAGAUCACUAAAGUACGAGAGCUGCUCUCGAGGAAGGACACUGAGACGGGAGAAAACAUCAAGCAAGCAGCCACAAACCUGCAGCAGGCCUCGCUCAAACUCUUCGAGAUGGCUUACAAGAAGAUGGCGUCUGAGAGGGAAGGUGGCUCCGGCUCUGGCUCCGGCUCUGGCUCCGGCUCUGGCUCCGGCUCCGGCUCCGGCUCCGGCUCCAGCUCCAGCUCCAGCUCCGGGGGAGAGACCGGAGAGAAGAAGGAGGGCCAGCAGUGAAGCACAGCGCUGGAGUGAGUCUGGACUGAGUGGAGAGUGUUUCUCUGAGCAGCCCCUCUCUCACACACACACACACACACACACACACACGUGUUUCUGGCAGCACAGGCUCCUCAGAAGUUCAGACAGAGUUACUGAGUCUGCUGAAGAUGAAGAAGUGUGUUUGAUUUGUCAUCCGGGGUUUAAGGUGAUCAUAGACACGACUCCAGUCAUCCAGACACUCAUUCCUGCCUGGUAUCUUUGAUAAAGAUGUGAUUUAAUGCUUUGAUUUGGGACUGAAUGAGGCUGUCUGUAAGUAUUUAUAAUAUCAGGACACCAAUGUUUUAUGUUGAAAUGUCAUAGUAUCUGUUCUGUCUGUGGGUUGAGCUGAGAGAAAAAUAUCUGAUGUGGAGUUAAUAGUUCAGUGUAUUUGUCAUAUUAUCCCUGUUAUAAUUUGCUGAUCAUACCAGCGUUGUGAAUCAGGAGCGCAUGUGUCUCCAGGACAGACUGAACACUGUUGAAGCAGACGUACAGACGGACCUUUACUGGAGUCUUCUGCUUGUUUUGUUAAAUCAGUGAUGUUGUGUGUGUGUGUGUGUGUGU